This is a messenger RNA of Prunus armeniaca (apricot), 516 nucleotides long. Lineage: Eukaryota; Viridiplantae; Streptophyta; Magnoliopsida; Rosales; Rosaceae. The record is from the annotation of a GenBank genome assembly.
AUGUCAUUGACUGCAGAUGAUUGCUGGUGUCGAACACGAAAUUCGGAGGGUCAAAUGGUCCCUGAUCCUAAAACAUUUCCGUCAGGAAUUAAAGCUCUUGCCGAGUAUAUACACGAAAAAGGACUCAAGCUUGGAAUUUAUUCUGAUGCUGGGGUAAUGUCUUUGGGAGCCGAGACCGAGCUUGGCUCGAUGCAUGCCGAGUGUCAACAAGUCCCCCCAACUCUCCGGGCAAGUUCCCCUAGGUGGGGAGUGUGCAUUAGCUGCGUGCGAGGAGGCGGGCGUUUUCCUGGUCGGGUCGGCAAUGGCCGUGUGCUCGGUUGGCCUGAUGAGUCCCUCAACUCCCCAGAUAAAGGCUGGCUUGCCUCUGGUAGACGGAACGGUGCAGACGCGUGUUGGAUGUUCGGGAUGUAUGACAUAUAUUGUGAGGGUCAUGAUGAGUCCGGGGAAUCGGAGUGGGUGGGACGUUUGGGGUCGUGUCGAUUGGGAAAUACAAGGCAUCACUGCCGCAUGUCUUGA